AUGUCGAUAAUUCAAAAAAUUGCCGACAUUGAGGCUGAGAUGGCCAGGACGCAAAAGAAUAAAGCGACAAAUGCACAUUUGGGUAUUCUCAAGGCCAAAUUAGCGAAACUCCGAAGAGAAUUGAUUACACCAAAAGGUGGUGGCGGCGCUGCUGGCGAAGGAUUCGAUGUAGCCAAAACUGGAGACGCACGAAUUGGGUUUGUCGGUUAG
Molecule: messenger RNA, 210 nt
Organism: Caenorhabditis bovis
Lineage: Eukaryota; Metazoa; Nematoda; Chromadorea; Rhabditida; Rhabditidae
Source: the annotation of a GenBank genome assembly